Messenger RNA from Brugia malayi, 753 nucleotides. RefSeq lists its product as uncharacterized. Gene Ontology annotation, biological process: chromosome segregation; cell division. NCBI's taxonomy places the organism in Eukaryota, Metazoa, Nematoda, Chromadorea, Rhabditida, Onchocercidae. Bases 1 to 753 code for a protein of 250 amino acids. The record is from RefSeq and is a predicted model, not a curated record. The transcript is spliced from 6 exons. Gene Ontology annotation, molecular function: microtubule binding.
AUGUUACGUUCAAUGGUUGAAGUUGCAAGGGAGGAAUUUCUGAAGCAAAGUUGUUGUAAGGUCGAAAGAUACUGUAAUUCUAUGCUGCAAUUUGGAGCUUCCGACACAGAUAUUAACCGAGUGGUUGGUGGUUUGAUCGAAAAGAAUAAAGAAUUAGCUAAUUUAUUACACGAUAUUGAGUUGCUAGAAGAAAAGUUGAAGAGAUUGGAAGAAGCAGAUAUGGAACAGAAAUUGUUGCACUUCAAGGAAUUAGGUGGUGUUCUCGAUGAAGAUAGUCCAAAAGAAGGUGCUUCAUAUGAAUGUGAUUUGGAUAGCGCUUUGAAAUUAGAACAGAUACCGGGGAGCAAUAAUCAAAGGCAUUCCAAACGGCAAAGACAUAGUCUUCUUGUUUCGCAGUUGAAGAAGUCUUUACGAUUAGUUGAAACAGGUGAAUUCAUUCUAAUUCCAUCGAAAACGCGUGGUCGAAUAGGUCGUCUUGAGCUAAAUCAGUUGCUAAAGAAAAUAGAUGAAAUUUUUACCGACAAAUAUUUAAGCCAAAAACGUCUCCCUCUUGCACUGAAGAAUGCCAAAAAACAGGAAUGUGAAAAACUGAAGGGACGCUGGUAUAUUACACUGAAUGAGAUCCUUGUUCGACUCACAUCAAAAGAAAAAAUUUGCUGGAAAUAUGCGCUACCUUGUUUGACCCAUCUGAAACGACUGGAGGAAUUACGAGUGGAUGAUAAUAAUGUCUUCAUCGCAGCGGUUUUGUCGUGA